GCUCGGCGGCGUUCGGUGCUGAAGUGGGGCGGAUGGCAGAAAAACAGCGGCGAUGGACAUUACACCGCGGAAUUCCCAUUUAACAUGUCGUCGAAUAAACGUCUGAACAUCGCGUCUUCUCACCCAUCAUCCUAGGACACUGACAGCGCGACACAAAGCGAUGCUGUACUAUAACUGCGCCCUGUACAUUCCAGUCCAUAAAUGACCCUGUCACUUAGAUCCAGGGAGGCCUAGAAGGCGACGGCAAGAGAGUCAAAAGGAGCGAGUGAAGUAAGGAGACAAGGGGAGGAACUAUUCCACUUCACCUCAGCUUUUGUAUUCCUUUCUGUGCCAGUGGGUCAGGGAUGGUGAGACCAGUAACUUCUCUUGUCUGUGGUGAAAAGAACCUCCUUGCCUUGCCUUGUGUCUCCAACAAGUCAGUGUUUGAGUCAGACAACUGCUCAGAGAGCCCACCAGUCAUUCACCCUGCUAUCAUCCAGCAACACAUUACCUCACGCCAUGACUGCUCUGUCUGACCUGUUUUUAGAAACUCACUAAUUCAUGCCCCAGAGUGUGAGUGGAGUGGAGAUGAGAAAAAGGCAGGCGGCACAUAUUGAGGCCCCACCCCAGGCCCCCGGACAGCCCCGACCUAACACCUGCUGCCUCUGCUGGUGCGGCUGCUGCAAGUGUCUCUGGAACGAAGACAGGAUGGAGAGGAGUGAACGACAGACCUGCACCAAGAUGGACAGUAUUGAAGCGGCAGAAGAACAACACCCCAGUCUAGAGGAGAUGCUGUCAUGGGCACGGAGCUUUGAGAUGAUGCUGCGCUCUUUGGAGGGCCGAGAGGUCUUCAGGGAGUUCCUGCGCUCAGAGUACAGCGAGGACAACCUGCUUUUCUGGAUGGCCUGUGAAGAGCUGAAAAAAGAGACAAAUCCAUCGGUGGUGGACGAGAGGUCCAGGAUCAUAUACGAAGACUACGUGUCCAUAUUGUCACCCAAAGAGGUGAGUCUGGAUUCGCGGGUCAGAGAAGGAAUAAACCAGAGCCUCGCUGAGCCCAGCAACCUUAUGUACGAGGAGGCCCAGCUCCAGAUUUACACCCUGAUGCACCGCGACUCCUUUCCGCGUUUCCUUAACUCCUCCACUUACAGAGACCUCCUGGCCAGCAAGAGGCGCACCUGCCUCGACACCUAGACCCCUCCACCCUCCCUCAUAGCCAUUGUACGCCAACGAGACUACUACUUAAACUUCAAAUACUACUAUGGUGCCAGAAGUUGGGUUUGGAAAAAUCUUUCCCUCUCUUUUGAUUGAAAAGACUGAAUGACAUCCAAGAUAGCUGGUUGUUUUUUUUUUUUUUUUAUUUAUAUUUUUUAAGCAAUUUAUAUCCAGUUCUCCACUGGAGCCAGGUCAGCCUUUGCUGGUUAGUUAUUGGUCAGUUUAGGACCAUUAAUGCUGGCCAGUGAUUGUUUUGCUAGCGAUUUGUGCUGUUAGUUUUGGUUGACUGGCCAACCCAUGUGUCAGCUGUUGAUGGAAGUGGCCUACCUGUUGGCCGGCUGUUGGUUCCCUGUGGACAAGGACUCCUCAGGUGGUGGUGGUGACAGAAAGAGAGAGACAAAAAGGACAAGCCAACUGUUCCUGUACUGUAAUAUUUAGACCUCAUAUUUUCUACCCUCACUUUGAUGUUCUCUCUUUCUCUAACUCAUUCUCUCCAUGUUAUUUUUUUUUAUUUUUUUUAAUUCUGUCCCAUUCCUCACAUAAUAUGUUCUCUUCACUGUCCAAACUUGGUGGCGGUUUCUGCCUAUUUAACCAGUAGAAGCACUGGCUCUGCUUGUGAUUCUCUCGAAACAGAAGGAGCCUGUUCCUCCGUGUGGCUGUUUUUGUACAGUGAAGGGAAAAGGUGCACUUCUGUCAAUCUGAAGCCUACUGCAGUUUUUUUUUUUAAUGAGGGGGGUUCGAUGGCUCCUGCAGCACGUGCAGAAGCAGCAUACAUUCAUCACUCCAUCCAUCCAUCCAUCCGUCCGUCCAAGCACUUUCCCUCUUUACGAUUCUUUAACUGGGAGAUGUAAGGGCUAGAAUUGUGGUUGGGCAGCUACAUGUACUAUUAUUACUCAUGACAAAAAAAAUAAUUACAAUGCCUUUACACGGAAGAAAAGGCAGCACAAGUGCUGCUGGAGUUUUGCUGGAAAAGCAACCACAGUUUGUCCAACGAUCCCUACCUCCCAUCUCCCCACCUCUCCCUCCGACUCAGACCAUCACAGCCUGACAAGCACAGGUGCCCAAAUAUGGGGGGAAAAAUAACCAGAGGAGAAAAGAAAACCAAACCCUCACUGACUCCAAAUGGUCAUCUGCAUUUAGAAACUCGUGAGCAGGAAAGAGGAUGUUUUCUUUCUGAAGUUUCACCAUGAAUUGAGCAUUAUGCAGCAGGCACUGAUUCAGUUCUAAAGUGGUUAUUAAACCCUGACUGUUGUCUAGCUUUAGACACCGUAGGAAACAUUACAGUCCUUUAGAGUUGGACGUACAAUAUCGCGUUGCAGAUGCAUGAACCAGGUGCCAAACAUGUCAGUGACGCUGUGACAAGAUUUUCAGUGUGACGUCGCCAGGCUGGAGCGUGCCAGUCGCUGUCGUUGUCCGAUUGUCCGGCAGACGUAGUUGACCAACUGUAUGGUAGUGUGUUAGUGAACUGCUGCCCUACUGAUGUUUGAUUUUUUUUUUUUUUUUUACCAGAGCUAAUGAAAAGGAUUGAUAUAAUAAUUAGCCUUUUUUUUUAGAAGAAGAAAAAGGCUAACAAUGUUUCAGCAUGCGGUAGGUAAGCAGUUAGCAUGCUAGUGCUAGCCUUGCUAAUCCUCCACCCCCUCUGCCAGCCCUCACACGUUCACACACCGGUUUGUUUUUCUAAUCUGAUUUUGAUAGCAUGCGUUGAUAACGGCUGUGUGUGUGUGUGUGUGUGGUAAAGUUACACACUGAACCGGUAAAUAAAAAAACGGAAAAAUAUAAACUCUUUGGGGGAGGGGGGUGUGGUCUUGCCAAAUGUCCCAUCAACAUUUUUAGUAUAUAAAAGGACUUUUUUUAUGAUGUGAACAUUUGAACUUUGUUCCACGUGCAGUAGAAAGUGCAUGAGUGCAGUAUAUGCUAUUUUUUUAAUUAACCGGCGUGUUCAUCACAUGGUGAAUAGCUGAAGUCCUGGUUCAGCCUUUUUUUUUUAAAGUGCCACACCUCACAAAUAAGUGUAGACAUCCAAGUUGCCACCUCCUUUAACUACCUGAAGUUCACGUGCCAAAUUUGAUAGCAACUAAAUUGAACUAUAUGAGAAGAUACAGGAUGUAGCGAUGGCGAUAGAGGUGCAAUUGGAUAUAUUGGGGUUUAUUUAAAUCUUAUGUUAGGGGUUCCCACCGGCCCUUGAAAUCCUUGAAAGUUGAAUUUGAUAACCCAAACCCAUGGGUCGUUGAAAGUAUGUGCAAGAAAGAAGUUAAGUUGAUAUUUAGGUAAAUGUCUCCCUUGUUUGAGAUUCCAUGCAGAACGAUGAGUGGGUGACGCUAAGCAAGAGAAAGCAAAUUCUAAGACUUCUGACUCACCCAAGAAAGAUCCAACAGACAAUCACUUACUGUAAAUCAAUAAAAGUGGACGCCAUGGGCGAAGCGGCUCUAACAAGUCGCCCUCCCAUCUUAAGCUGCACUUUCGGGUUGUUGAAUUUGAAGGAAUCGGUUCUGGAAAGUCCUUGAAAAGUACCUUAAAUUUGAGGGUGUGGGAACCCUGUAUCUUGUACUAUGUUAGACUGGUUUUGAAUUGUGAGAACACAUUUUAAUUUGAAGAGUCCAUGGGAUGAUGUGAUUUAGAGUUUUUCCCACUCUAGCCAAGCUAACAGAACAGAAGCGUCGUCUUAUAAAGUAUGGACUACAUAAAUCCGUCAGAUUGACAGUGUAAAGUCAAGAAAGCAAGACUAAACCAAUAAUAAUCCAACCGUUGUACAAUGUUACUUGCAGAAAAUCUAUUAUAUUUCAACUUUGGCAAUACGGUACUCGCAUCCGGACGACAUUGACAUCCUAAGGGCUUGAUUGAGGUUGCUUUGCUGCUUUCCUGAAUUGCUGUGAAUGCAUGUGCCCAGUUGUUCAGAAGCAGAGGAAUGAAGAGUCGGUCAUUUCACUCGUAGGCUACAUCCACACCACCCUGUUUUCAUUUAAAAAACAUGGUUACAGCUGCCAUCCACAUUACCCUCAGCAGCGUUUUAGAGCCCCGGACAGUUUGACAACUCAAGGGCUGUGUUUUUUUCUUGUGGAUGGUCAGAAAAGGAAAAAAAAAAGCUCCAUUAACUCUUCCUUUUUAGUUGAACUUUCACCUCAUUGAACUGAAAUCCAUUCUUUUACUUUUCACCAUUCCCGUUUAUAAGUACUUGAACCUCUGAAACAAAGCAAGCAACUGCAGAGGAGAGGGUCCGCCUGCUGUGCAUGCUAGUGUGGAGUGCAUCUUAUACGGAGCGGAUUGCUUUUAUCUGGAAAUGAAAACCGUAGUAUGGAUGUAGCCUCAGUCGUGGGAGCAGGUGUUUUUUUAUUUCCAGCAAACAUCUUUAGACAUUUGUGUUUGAGUGUGUAGAGGAAACAUGAAGCUCUCCUGCAAACACAUCAUGUACACCUAUGUCGUGUCCUUGUCGCAUAACGGGGGAGAAUGUCUCACCGAGAACCAGAUGAUGAACUCGUGGUGCAAUUAAACCAAGUUUACAUUUAUAUUGUGAGACGUGUGUACCUUAACAAUAUACUCGUAACAGUGGGGAGCCGGCAGAUUUGAGGCUGGCUCCGGUGGUUCCUGCUCAGUGCUGACAUGAUGACUGCAGUCAUGAGUUUAAAAACUGGAGGAGUUGUUUUACAGGGAGGACAGACACAGUGUGGGAACUCCCGCUUCCCCGCUUAUACGUCCUUUCCUCUUAACUUAUUGUGACUCGUACACGGCGGGGAGUAUCCGGCUGUUUAUUUUUUAAUAACUGAAGUUCCAAUGUGGAUUUUACAAGCAAUGAUGAUGAUGUGAACUGAUGUAGUGUCAUCACUGAGGUUUUUUUUUUUUAUUAUUAGUUUAUGUCUUUAAAUGUCCAUAAGUUUCAAGUGAGCGGGGGUUUUGAAAUGUGGUUUUGUUGACUCAAAAAAACAACAACAACAACAACACACAAACAAACAAGUGAGAGCUGAAGUGUCCUGAUGGGGAUGUAGGAGGUUUGCGAAGCUUUGGCCUUACUGAUACGUUUUAUUUUUUUUGUUCCUAUAUGUAUAAAAAAAAAAAACAACAACAACAAACGUCUCUGUAGGCUUUUCACUACCUCUCAUGUUGGUUAAUUUAUUUCACAUCUAGUUGUCAAUGUACAAGUUGUUUUUACAUCUACUUGAAGCCUAACACUGUAAACAAAAUGUGCACAGAAACGUGACUAUGUGUGUGUGACUGUGACCAGAGGGGUUAAAGAGAGCGUGGCCUAGUCAACAUUAUUCUUAUGAUGAUUAUUAUUAUUAUUAUUAUUAUUGUUGCUGUCGUUUGUUUGUACGUAUGUCUGUUUUCAAUUGUGUUAAAGAUGAACUAGAUUUUGCAUCUCUCUCUAAAGAAUUCAGGAAUCCACUGUCAAAGGGCUAAUCCCAUUUUUGCCUAUGCAAAUCUGUUACUGUGGGUGAGUUGGUUGGGAAAGGGGCGAGCUUAACGCGCCUUUCACCUCUUUUAGAUGGAUCAUGGUUUACAUUGCCCUUUGCUGAUGUUCUUCAAUCCUAUUCAGCAAAAAUGUACACUUAUAUACACAUAGUAUGAAUACAUACAUAUAUAUAUGUAUAUACAUAUAUAUAUAAAUAUAUGACAAGUAAUAUACAGAGAAAAUAGUAUAUGCCUUCGUGAUGAGAAAAAAAAAACGUGAAAACAAAUAAAUGUGGUGUUGUCUGACAUUACGUGGCUGUGUGCUGGAGUCUUGGUGAGAUGAUGUAGACGGCUGUGUUUUAAAUGAAAAGAAAAUCCUAUUACUCAGGCUACAACACGAGUAGCUUAUCCUGUGCAGUAUUUCCUAACUGGGGGGGGGGGAGGUGGGGGGACACUUUUAUUUAUUUAUUCAAGGAGCGACCACAUCAUGACUUUCUGUGACGGAAUAUUCCUCUUGGGUCCCAGCCUGUGAUCUGAAUAUUGUAUUCGGGUCACCCAGGACUUGUCACUUUCCCACUGAAUGAGUCAUUUACCAGUUAAAUGCAACACCAAAACCCAUGUGUGUGUGUUUUAUGUAUUGCACUGAGCAGAGGUCCACACUGCAUUGUGUCGCAUGUGAAUGCAGCUCCUCAGUUGUUUAGGGUCAGACUUUUGUUGUUGCUCCAAGGGCUGAGUUCAAACAAACUGGGAAAAGAGCGGAGAUAUAAAAUGGAAAAAAAAAAAAAAACUCCACUUGCUAUUUAGAUAGUUAAUUUUUUCUUUUAACACAGCACACAGCUGCACGGCAUCCGCCAAGACAAGCAGCAACUUCUUCUUAUCCCAUUCUUCACCUAUAGCCGUUCCUUCUGUAGCCACAUCCACUCAGACGAUCACUGUGUGAACAUACAGUAGCAUUGAUGUGUGCAACACAUCAGUACAAAUGGGUUUACCUUUUUUUUUUUAAAUUCAAUAUUACAAAAGUGAAUAAGUUGAGACCAUUUGGCCACUUCUCGCACUUUUGCAGUUCGUUUGAAUGGACUAUAUUUUAUUCUUUCUUUGCACAGAACACGUCGCUCCUGAGGUGGAAAAAAAAAAAAGCAAAAAAAUAUGACAAAAGAUAGUUUCCCACAGUUUGUCACGGUACGGCAAGGUUUGUUCAAUCUGGGUUUGUGUGUUGCCUCAGUUGGAUCUGGUGCCUCUUUAUACUUCACAUCAGACCUCAAGAUCUUUCUCUGUCUUGCUGUCUGUCUCACUCUCUCUCUCCUGGGCUCUCACCUCCUCUCUGGAACAUCACACAUGCAGCACUGAUAAUUUAAGUCGGCGCAGAGUUUCCUCCUACACAAACACUGACACCCUCUCGUCGUCACUCUCGUGCCUCUUGCAGAGGUGUUUGUGCUACUUUGGGAAAAGAGACGACGUUUGUGCAGGUACUGGCUGAAGUCGGCUUUCAACAGUUUUUAGGCAAUCACUUUUCUCUUUAUUGAUUUCGAUGCCUAAACCUCUGGGGUUCUUGUCAUAUACCUGUGUAGAUAGAUCACAGUUGUUGAGAGAUGACUCGCGGGUGAAAAUAAAAAUACCUUUUUUUUUUUUUUUCACUGUCACUUUGGGCAACUGAAAAAAAAAAAAAAAAAUUUUUUCUAUUCAGCAUGCUUUUUGCUAAGUAAAUGAAAUAAUUCAGUUAUUUGCUAUAAACGAUACUGUAUGAGUAUGUAUUCAAGUACUGCAGUAUGCAGACUAUUAAAAAUAUCAGAAACUCUUUUGAGAGGUUCAUAUUUUUCUUCUAGAUUGUUUCACUAAUAUUGAAGGUGAUGGGUACUUCAUUAUUGUUCUGAGUGUCUCAUGAAUUAUCCGAAUGACUUAAAGGACCAACUUUGUAUUAAAAAUGUAGACCACAGUUGGCUAUUUCCACGCGCAUGACUUGCAGAGCAACAUUUAUCAGGACUGUGCCAGUGCAGUGGGCUUUUUAAAUCCAGUAUUUUGGUCAGUCAAGCUCCAACUGUCAUCCUGACUGUUGUCAUCGGGGCAGGAGAAAUGUUAUCCUUGUGGCCGCUCGUGGUCAAAAAUGCAGCCUGGAGUGUCCGCUACUUCUCUUGCUGAGCCUUUUAAGGGGCAGAUGUGACUUCUAGUGUUCAGGUUAAAAAAAAAAAAAGCUGAUUUAUUAUUUAAAACGAAAGCUGAGCUUCAAACAGCAUGUGAGCUCCCGUGCAGCUUCCUCGAACACCUCAGAACACUUUGUCCCGACAGGGUCGUGCUGCUCAAGGAUCUGGUUGCUAUUCACCAUGACCUUUGACCUUGGAAGAUGAUCAGCAGUCCUCGCAUCUGAAGCUCCGUCAGAUGCGCGAAUCCCUUAAUUGUAGCAUUGAAAGGACCUUUCAUAACUCAACAGUCCAACCUUGAUGGAACACCAUUGUCUGUUAGCGUAGCACAGGAGGGACUCCUCUUGUCUAACCUCGUCUUCGCAGGCCUGAAAAUCUUUAAAGAGCUAAUUCAAAGAUCAACAGCACUGAGCAUCGCAUUAGGGAUUUUUGUACAUUUGUGAGAAGCAUUUCAUUAUGUCAGUAUUGUCAAUUCUCUGCAUGACACGGAUACCGUUUUCACUGAAGACUGUAAUUCAUCCAGAUUAAAAUCUUAUUUACACCCAAGUCUAGUGUAGAAGGAAACGUAUGGUUAAUAAAUUUAAAAAAAACCUAGUUGUGAGAUACUGUUGAAAAACUGUGAAAGUGUGGAAUAGUUCAAUAGUAAUUCACGUUUGUUUUGAUGCCACUCUGACCAAUCCACUGUCAACUGGGACUAGGAUUAACUAGGAUACUUUUACGUCAGCACAGUCUAACUUUGAGGCUCACAUAUUUUAUCGUAUUUAACGCAUCCAAAAAUAUGAACUUGUUAUAUUAUGCUUUCCUUUGUCAGUAGGUGAGUUGGCUGAAGCUAAAACGUCUGCUGCCAGCUUCAAUGAUUUUCUUAAAUCUCUCAGCAAGUGAAGUGAAUAAAUCUUCUUUCCAAAUGUUGCAUCUUGACAAAAAAUAAUUGAGCUUCCUCAAAUUUGCGCGACGGUAACUGUCCAAGUGAGCUUUUUUUUUUUGGUGGACACAUUGUGCCAAAAUUAUAUAAUAAACUCCUUUAGUUUCGUUGUGAAGAGGUCAAAGGAGUUGUUGUAAAACAAAAUCACAUGUUCUUUGUCACUCGCAAUGCAAAAUGUUCUGUACGAAACACACUUUGUUUUGUUUAUGUUGCUGUUGGAUUAGUAUCAUCCCUGAAUCCUCCACAUCUUGUAUAAUCUAAUCCACAGAGUUUUGAAACUGACGUUUUUUGAAGCUUGACUGAUGUGGACUAGCGACCAUAUCGGACGAUCCAUCUGAAGCUGUCACAUUUUUUCCAUUUUGUACUGGAUGUUCAUUUUGGUCACUUGUGUAUGGUUUUAUUUGAUCUCAAAAGACACGAAAUUGUAUUGUUCAUCGGCCUCGAAACUUCACGUUAACUGUGUUCACUUGUGCUACAUUUUGAUCUAUGGUUCAGUCUCUGUUUACACAAUGACAUCUUGCAUUAAGAGCAAACUGAUCUAUAGUAACUGCCCUUGGAUAUCUGUAAUUUAAAUAGUGCUGCUAGAGAAAGAAAUCUAAAUGUAACAACUUACAAUAAAUAAGUAAUAGAUUUUU
Molecule: messenger RNA, 9266 nt
Organism: Solea solea (common sole)
Lineage: Eukaryota; Metazoa; Chordata; Actinopteri; Pleuronectiformes; Soleidae
Gene: rgs17
Product: regulator of G protein signaling 17
Exons: 6
Coding region: 541-1170 (209 amino acids)
Source: RefSeq, a predicted model, not a curated record